This is a messenger RNA of Dicentrarchus labrax (European seabass), 1522 nucleotides long. RefSeq names its product golgi SNAP receptor complex member 2 (gene gosr2). Gene Ontology annotation, molecular function: SNARE binding; SNAP receptor activity. Bases 141 to 779 code for a protein of 212 amino acids. Gene Ontology annotation, cellular component: SNARE complex; Golgi apparatus; endoplasmic reticulum membrane. Gene Ontology annotation, biological process: vesicle fusion; intra-Golgi vesicle-mediated transport. The record is from RefSeq and is a predicted model, not a curated record. The transcript is spliced from 6 exons. NCBI's taxonomy places the organism in Eukaryota, Metazoa, Chordata, Actinopteri, Moronidae.
ACUCGGCUGAUGACGUGUACCCUCGACUACCGUUAGCUACCUGGGCUAGCUAGCUAGCGCAGCCACCUGUCAGAGUCAAGGUGUUGUAGGCGAACAGGUGACGGUAGAAAGCGGAGGAGCGUCCAAGCAGGUCACGGAAGAUGGAGACGCUCUACCAUCAGACCAACAAGCAAAUCCAGGAGGUGCAGUCUCUUAUGGGCAAUCUGGAGAAGACGGAUCGUCAGUCAGUACACUUGUUAGAGAAUGAACUACAGGCUCGGACCGACCAGAUCUUCAAUCAUUUAGAACGCCUUGAGAUCCUGGCCAGCAAGGAACCACCAAACCGCCGCCAGAACGCCAAAUUGCGGGUAGACCAGCUUAAGUAUGAUGUCCAGCACCUUCAGACCGCCCUGCAAAAUUUCCAGCACCGACGCUACGCCAGAGAGGCCCAGGAUAGAGAGAGGGAGGAACUCAUGAGCCGUACCUUCACGACCAACGACGCAGAUACCUCCAUCCCCAUAGAUGAGACCCUACAGUUAAACUCCAACUUGCACAACGCACACAGAGGCAUGGAUGACCUCCUGGGCAGCGGCAGUAGCAUCCUCAACGGUCUCAGAGAUCAAAGAUCUACACUGAAGGGGACCCAUAAGAAGAUGCUGGAUGUGGCCAACAUGUUGGGGCUGUCGAACACAGUGAUGAGACUGAUAGAGAGGCGAGCCACCCAAGACAAGCUGAUCAUGAUUGGAGGCAUGCUUCUGACCUGCGUCUUCAUGUUCCUGGUUAUCAGAUACCUGGGCUGACCACCAUCCAUCCACAACGGCGGUUUUUGAUCAGUCGUGGACAUUUCUGCAGUGCAUCAUCCCUCAUGAUAUGAAAAGUGGCAGAACGGAGAUUUUUAACAUCAGAUAUAAGCAAUUUAUAAAUUGUGCCAUUAUCGUUUGUUUUCAAUCAAUGUAAUUAUUUUGGGCACCUGCGAAAUGAUAAAGUUGAAGAAGGCCUCAAUUACAUACAGUAUUUUAUUCCGCUUGAAGCUCCAAGAGAGCAUUGAACUUUAUGAUAUGUCUGAUUUCCUCCGAUUACUGCCACACAUCCAUCAUCUUUUUUAUCAAAACCACUCUGAAACUGUAAAUCACUCGUUUACCCAAACAGCUUUUUAAAAAUACUUAAUAACUGAUCUUUAUACUCAUCCUUUACCAUCAGUAAAAAGCUAUUUGUUUUAUUUUGCUCCUUAAUCUGUCAGUAAUGUUGUCAGUGUCAUUCUGCCUUGUUGAACAUGGUUCAUAGAAAAAUAGAAAUACUCAUAACGCUCCAAGUUUCAUUACAUUGCAAUUUAAGGAUACUCCCCAGAGAAUCAUCUUUUGUUUUGUGUGUAGCUAAGGUUAUAUACCAGAGAUAAACAGGGUGACACCAAGGAUCUGCUCAGAAGAACAAUGGAAGCAGCAAUUAUUUUGUUAUUGUACUUUAUCCUGGAUUCAUGUUGGAGUAUUAGUCUCACUGUGUGAGUGACUUCCUUCUCCUAAUAGAAUAAAACAUGUUAAAUUUC